CUCAUGACGUCGUCAUAAAACAUUUUCUUCAGGACUUCUCUCCUUCCUCACAAAGUCUUCAUCAAACUGCCUCUAUUGUCGCUGCAGAAGUUUCACUGACUGGAUUUUGGUUCUGAGAGAAGAAACUUCAGAGGUGGUAGAAGGUGAGUGUGAGCGGAUGUGAAUUCAACAGCAUGGAUCAGUGUGAGGACAGAGAGGAGGGAGCCCCUCCCUCUAAAAUCACUCGGAGUGAGGAAGAUGAAGCUCAGAGGAUCCAUCCAGAACCUAGCUGUGUGUCCUUCAAGACUAACUGCUCAAAGGAUCCUCCUCUUCAGUUUAAACCUUCUGGACCUCCAUCUUCAGAAAGAGUGGAACAGCAGAACACACAGGUUAACAGUGGUCUGUCUGCCCAUCAACAUCAAAUACAGCUGGACUCCAUAUUUAUGUUGCUGGAGGGCCGAAUUGUCAGUUUUGUGAAGGAUGAGUUGAAAAAGAUCAAGAAGGGUCUGAGUCCCAGUGGCCAGGAAUACCCAGAGAGUCAGAGAGAUGAGAAGGAGGUGGGUGGAGGUAAGGAUGAACAGCAGGAAAGGAGGAGCAGCAGAGAAGCACUGAUGAAGAUCACAGUGAACUUCCUGAGAAUGAUGAAGGAGGAGGAGCUGGCUGACCUUCUGCUGAGCAAACAACCAGGAGUUUGUGAAGAUAAACUUAAAUCAGGUCUGAAGAAGAAGUUCCAGUUUGUGUUUGAGGGAAUCGCUAAAGCAGGAAGUCCAACCCCUCUGAACCAGAUCUACACAGAGCUCUACAUCACAGAGGGAGGAACUGGAGAGGUCAAUGAUGAACAUGAGGUCAGACAGAUUGAAGCAGCAUCCAGGAAACCAAACAGACCAGAAACAAUAAUCAGACCAGAAGACAUAUUUGAUAACUCACCUGGAAGAGAUCAACCAAUCAGAGCAGUGAUGACACAGGGAGUGGCUGGCAUUGGGAAAACAGUCUUAACCCAGAAGUUCACUCUGGACUGGGCUGAAGGCAAAGCCCACCAGAACAUCCAGUUCAUAUUUCCAUUCACCUUCAGAGAGCUGAAUGUGCUGAAAGAGAAAAAGUUCAGCUUGGUGGAACUUGUUCAUCACUUCUUCACUGAAACCAAAGGAAUCAGCAGCUUUGAAGACUUCCAGGUUCUGAUCAUCUUGGAUGGUCUGGAUGAGAGUCGACUUCCUCUGGACUUCACCAACAAGGAGAUCCUGACUGAUGUUACAGAGUCCACCUCAGUGGAUGUUCUGCUGAUAAACCUCAUCAGAGGGGAACUGCUUCCCUCUGCUCUCCUCUGGAUAACCACACGACCUGCAGCAGCCAAUCAGAUCCCUCCUCACUGUGUUGGCAUGGUGACAGAGGUCAGAGGGUUCAACAACCCACAGAAGGAGGAGUACUUCAGGAAGAGAUUCAGAGAUAAGAAGCGAGCCAGUAAGAUCAUCUCCCACAUGAAGGCAUCUAGAAGUCUCUACAUCAUGUGUCACAUCCCAGUGUUCUGCUGGAUCACUGCUACGGUUCUGGAGGAUGUGUUGAAGACCAGAGAGGGAGGAGAGCUGCCCAGCACCCUGACUGAGAUGUACAUCCACUUCCUGGUGGUUCAGACCAAAGUGAAGAAGAUCAAGUAUGAUGGAGGAGCUGAAACAGAUCAACACUGGAGUCCAGAGAGCAGGAAGAUGAUUGAGUCUCUGGGAAAACUGGCUUUUGAUCAGCUGCAGAAAGGAAAGCUGAUCUUCUAUGAAUCAGACCUGACAGAGUGUGGCAUCGAUAUCACAGCAGCCUCAGUUUACUCAGGAGUGUUCACACAGAUCUUUAGAGAGGAGAGAGGGCUGUACCAGGAGAAGGUGUUCUGCUUCGUCCAUCUGAGUGUUCAGGAGUUUCUGGCUGCUCUUCAUGUUCAUCUGACCUUCAUCAACUCUGGAAUCAACCUGAUGGAAGAAAAACAAACAUCUAUGCAGAAUGAACCAAAGUCUCUCCAUCAGACAGCUGUAGACCAGGCCUUACAGAGUCCAAAUGGACACCUGGACUUGUUCCUCCGCUUCCUCCUGGGACUUUCACUGCAGACCAAUCAGAGUCUCCUAAAAGGUCUGUUGACACAGACAGGAAGUAGCUCCCAGACCAAUCAGAAAACAGUUCAGUACAUCAAGAAGAAGAUCAGUGAGAAUGAGUCUGCAGAGAAAAGCAUCAAUCUGUUCCACUGCCUGAAUGAACUGAAGGAUCGUUCUCUGGUACAGGAGAUCCAACAGUCUGUGAGUUCUGGAAGUCUCUACAUAGAUAAACUGUCUCCUGCUCAGUGGUCAGCUCUGGUCUUCAUCUUGGUGUCAUCAGGAGAAAAUCUGGAUGUUUUUGACCUGAAGAAAUACUCAGCUUCAGAGGAGGUUCUUCUGAGGCUGCUGCCAGUGGUUAAAGCCUCCAACAAAGCUCUGCUGAGUGGUUGUUUCCUCUCAGAGAGAAGCUGUGCAGCUCUGUCCUCAGUUCUCAGCUCCCAGUCCUCCAGUCUCAGAGAACUGGACCUGAGUAACAACAACCUGCAGGAUUCAGGAGUGAAGCUUCUAUCUGAUGGACUGGAGAGCCCAAACUGCAAACUAGAAACUCUCAGGUUGUCAGACUGUCUGAUCUCAGAGGAAGGCUUUGCUUCUCUGGUCUCAGCUCUGAGAUCCAACCCCUCCCAUCUGAAAGAGUUGGACCUGAGCUACAAUCAUCCAGGAGAGUCAGGAAUGGAGAUGCUGUCAGCUGGACUGAAGGAUCCAGACUGGAGACUGGAAGAUCUCAGGGUGGAGCCUGCUGGAGAACGAUGGUUGACACCAGGUCUGAAGAAGUAUUCCUGUCAGAUCGACAUCGACCCAAACACAGUGAACAGAAACCUGAAACUAUCUCAAGGCAACAGGAAGGUGACACAUGUGGAGGAGCUUCAGUCCUAUCCUGAUCAUCCAGAUAGAUUUGAUAACUGGCCUCAGCUGCUGUGUAGAACUGAUCUGACUGGUCGGCAUUACUGGGAAGUAGAGUGGAAAGGAAUAGUAGAUAUAUCAGUGAGUUAUGGAACAAUCAACAGGAAAGAUUGCAGUAGAGAUUGUUGGUUUGGAGCAAAGCAGCAUUCCUGGAGGAUCAGAUGCUAUGAUGGUGGUUAUUCUGUUUGGCACAAUAACAUGGGGACAACCAUCCCUUCCCCCUCCUCUGCCUCUAACAGAGUGGCAGUCUAUGUAGACUGUCCUGCUGGCAUCCUGUCCUUCUACAGAGUCUCCUCUGACUCACUGAUUCACCUCCACACCUUCAACACCACAUUCACUGAACCUCUGUAUCCUGGGUUUGGAUUUUUGGGGUCCAAUCUUGGUUCCUGGUUGUUUUUUGCUGAGUUGGAUCAAAAUAAUCUCCUCUUGGUAGAAAAAAACACCCCUUCUCUGUUGAAAUGAUAGUUCAGUCUGUACAUAUCUAUGUCUUUCAUUCAAAACAAGUUGUAUGAUACAUGGGUUAUAACUACACACGACUACAUAAAAUAUAUAACUACCUGAGAUUAUUUCUUUCUUUACUUCUCAAUAACAAAAAAAUCUAUUUCCUAUUACAUCCCUUUUAAUAUUAAUUAUGAGUGCUGAUGUUUUUGUUCUCCCUUUGUAAAGAUAUUCACUCAGGUCAUUAAACACCUGCACAAUGUCUGGGUAAGAUGUAAGAGGGGCUGCUUAGUGUUGGAAAGAGAAGUCAGACUUCUGCAGACUCAAGAUUUAUUUAACGUUUUCAUGUCUUCUUCCACUGUCUGUAUCUUGUUUUGAUUAACCAUAUGUUCACAGCUCUUUCCAGGUUAAAGGCCAAGUUCA
Molecule: messenger RNA, 3812 nt
Organism: Cyprinodon tularosa
Lineage: Eukaryota; Metazoa; Chordata; Actinopteri; Cyprinodontiformes; Cyprinodontidae
Product: NACHT, LRR and PYD domains-containing protein 12-like
Exons: 10
Coding region: 174-3413 (1079 amino acids)
Molecular function (GO): protein binding
Source: RefSeq, a predicted model, not a curated record